Zeugodacus cucurbitae (melon fly) is the source of this 3151-nucleotide messenger RNA. RefSeq names its product transmembrane protein 245. The record is from RefSeq and is a predicted model, not a curated record. Bases 200 to 2680 code for a protein of 826 amino acids. NCBI's taxonomy places the organism in Eukaryota, Metazoa, Arthropoda, Insecta, Diptera, Tephritidae. The transcript is spliced from 9 exons.
GUGGAAGCUAAAUGAUGAAAACAAAAUAAAACACGGCACAAAACAAAUUGAUUAAGGACGUUGGCAAUCGAAGUGAAUAAAAUGUUGUUCUAAUUAAUUAUGGAUUUCUAAAAAAGAACGCAUAAAGUAUAAUUUUGCAAAAUCAAAUUAAGACAACGAAACCACGACUAAUUGAAUGACAAACCGCAAUUCAUAAUAUAUGUAUACACCCAAAAUGAAUCGUUCAGACUCGAUAAGGCGGGAUCGCUCCUUCGACAGCGUUCUUAACAAGCUGAUGCGUAUGCGAUCUCAGAAUCAUGAAACCUUCAAAGCAGCCAUGUAUAAUUUUCUAAUUGCUGCUGGAAUCGCAGCAUUUGUGGCCGUCUGCUUUAUUCUGGGACCAUUUGUGCGUCCAUUACUCUGGGCAUUCCUAAUGGGCGCUGUGCUAUUCCCAUUUAAGCGGCGUUUAGCACAAUUGCUGAACGGCUGGUUUGAACGCUUGGAGGAUCGUGAUUCCAAUGUGAUGGUAUCAAUAUGUCUGUCACCACUUGAGGCUACGGAAUAUUGUGGCAGUUUAGUGGUGAGUUGGUUACACGAACACUGGCAAUUGUUGACGGCAGGUGUUGGCGUGGCUGCAUGUAUGAAAUUGUUAGUAUUAUACGCACCCAAAGGGUUCCUGUGUGCCGUUUGGCGUUUUGUAGUUUUCUCACAUAGUACCUUCGUGCAGUUAAUUGGUUUUCUUAAUAUCUAUUUGUUAAUUGCAAUAAUUGUUGUAUACUUGACAUCUGUAUAUUUCUUGUGGAAACCAGAGAACAGCACUAAAUUUGUCAUGGCUGGCCAAUCGCUUUGGGUGGCUAUAGUCAGUUAUGGUUGCAGCUUUUUAGGCGCACUACAAGUACCUGCAUUUAUUUUGAUAAUGUUAUAUGUAGGUGUGUCAAUUAUAUACCAUAUGCGCACCGCGGAGGGCUCAAGCAGUUGUAUAGAAAAGUUAAAAAAGUUGCUGGACAAAACUGACUUUGAAAAGUCCGUCAGCAACAUCAGUAUAAAGAAACCAAGUUUGCAUUCUGACGCUGAAGAUGUCUCUCUGAGCGAAACGAUAGAUUCACUGGACAAUACCGAGUUGUUGGAUGAACAUGAGGAGCCACAUCUAAGUGGUAUCUACUUCAAAUGCCUAUUCUACGCUUGCAUAGCCACAUUUUUGUAUCGCAAUGUGUGGAUGUUCAUAUUGGCCGCCAUACCCAUUUCGCUGCAUUUAUUAUACACCUUGGGCAAUGUGUCUGGUUUUACGGCAUUCAUAUCGAAUAAAAUCAAUGAAGCCUAUGAAAAGCUAAAGUGUUGGGCUAUUGACCACCAUUCAGCCGUAUUGCCGCUCUGUUUGCCCGGUGUGCUGGAAUUGAAUUACAAAAUAAACGCUAUCAUACGCGAUUCACUGAAGUCCUCCGUCGACUUGGUCACUUCCAUACUGAUGAUAAUACUUAUGCUCUUAAUUAUCGUGUUUCUCGGCGUAUUUUUCUGUGUCAAUAUCUAUUCGGAAACAAUUGAGGUCGCUUACUUGGGCAAAGAUCUGAUCAAUAAAACCAUUACGGAUCGUCCGGAAUUGAUCGAUAUCUUACCUGAGAAUAUACAAUCAUCCAUUGAUGAUGCCUUGGAUAAUGCGCAUCAUUAUGGACGUCGAAAAAUCGAAACUUACAUCGAUGAUUGGCUGGCUGAGGCGGAUUCCGUGCAUGCAACCAAACUGAAGGAGCAAAUUUUAGAUGUCUGGGAUCGUUUAAUACAAUACUGGAUUGAUGUGAACAAAUCGGAUUCCACAUAUGGACCACGUGUGCCCACUGAUGCGCUUAAGACGACUUUCGGUGAAAUUGUCGACAAUCCAGGACAUUUUAAAGAGCUAGUUUUAGUGGCAAAACAGGGUAUUAUCGGCUGGGCGCAGAGCAAUACGCAAACCAUACUGGAAGUAGCUGAAUCUCUAUGGCACAUCAUACGUACGAAUCUCUCGAUGAUCAUGAGUUUUACUGGUGAUAUUUUGUCGCUCUUACUGUCUGGCGGACAGGCGUGUGUUGAGUUCAUACUCGAUAUGAUCGUCUUCUUUACCGCGCUAUUCUAUUUGCUCUCGAGCAGUAAUACAAAAUAUGCGCCACUACAAGUUACCAAAAAUUUGGGCUUCUCAACCUCGGGCUCGAAGAUCGCCGAUGCUUUGGAGAAUUCCAUUUCGGGUGUGCUAAUUUCCAUGUUUAAGUGUUCCAUUUUUACGGGUCUCUUCACGUGGCUGGUGCAUACGGUGUUUGGUGCACGCAUUGUCUUCCUACCAUCAGCGUUGGCGGCCAUUUUGUCGGCCGCACCAUUUCUGGGCAGCUAUUGGUGUGCGCUGCCCGCUUUGUUGGAGUUGUGGUUGGCGCAAGAUCGCUUCUAUGCCGGCCUUGUGCUAUUCUUGCUGCAAUUCUUUGUGCCACCCUAUUUCGAAGCCGCCAUAUAUGCGGAGAUGAAGGGUGGCGGACAUCCAUAUUUGACUGGUUUGGCCAUCGCCGGCGGCAUGUAUUGGAUUGGUUGGCAGGGCGCUAUCUUUGGCCCGCUAAUGCUCUGCUUCUUCAUAGGCAUAUUUGAGGUGGCUGCUGUGGCUAUGCGUGCCAACGAGGAUGCAAGACGCAGUUCCGAUGAGGACACCCGCGCGACCAAACGCAGACAUUCCUUUUAUGACUAUUAACACUAAAUGUUUUAAAUGUAAUGUUUAUAAGCUGACUCUAAUUGCAAGCGAAAUUUUUCUGCAUUUUCCAAUGAAUAUAUGUAUUAAUGUGUUGAAUUGAAUUGGCAUAACUACCUCGAAUAGUUGUAUAAAGCAAAAUAUCAACUGUUACUAUAACUAAUGUACUAAACUGCUAUAUGCUAUAAACAUAUAUGUAUAUAUAUAUGUAAAGAUAUUUAUGUAGGCAUCAAAAUGUACGUACUUGAAUUAUAAAUCCACUGAAGUAAUGAUAAACGAACUUAACAAUGAAGAACUAAAAAAAUUGAAGAGAUUUGUGUACAUUGUUGUUGUUUAGUAAUAAAAUUAAAAUUUAAUUUACUUAAAAUUCUCAAAUAAACGAAUUUUUAUCCGCCCACUAUCCAAACAAAUCAUAAAUAUAUAAAAUGAAUUAUUUUUGUAUUGCAUUUUUUUACAAAAUGAAAAAUUGUUUAA